AUGCAAGCCUGCAGAGACCAUGCCAUUGCUGCCUCCGUGACAGCCCUGAAGAAAGCCCUAGACCCGAAGACCGACCCCAAAACUGCUUCUUCCUUAAAGGAUUGCAAGGCCAGUUACGACGACGCCUUGGACAAUCUAAAAACGGCGGAGGAUGCCUUGAAAACUGUUGAUCUUGGCACUGUCAAUAGCAUGCUCAGUUCGGCUUUGACUGAUUUCAGUGAUUGUGAUGAUUAUUUCUCUCCGGGUGGCGACGGUCCAGGCGACGGUCCAAUCGAUAGUCCAAGCGGUGGUACAGAGGUUCAAGGUCCCAUGACCAAAGAAGAUGGAACCUUGGUGAGCCUGGCUAGCAAUUGCCUUGCCAUUGCUUCCUUGGUCAAGUAG
This is a messenger RNA of Telopea speciosissima, 381 nucleotides long. RefSeq lists its product as uncharacterized. The transcript has a single exon. Gene Ontology annotation, biological process: negative regulation of catalytic activity. NCBI's taxonomy places the organism in Eukaryota, Viridiplantae, Streptophyta, Magnoliopsida, Proteales, Proteaceae. The coding region runs from base 1 to 381 and encodes 126 amino acids. The record is from RefSeq and is a predicted model, not a curated record. Gene Ontology annotation, molecular function: enzyme inhibitor activity.